AUGUCCUUUUUUUCCAAUAUUAGCGGUACCGACGGAUUGGUCGGCGAAAAUUGGGCUGGAUAUGUGAAGAAAUGCAGUUAUCUCCCAACAUCGUCAUAUCCUGAUGAUCCAUUUAUUGGAAGACACGACGAGAGCAACGUGAAAAAGCUAGCCAAAAAACAUCGAGACGAUCGUGUUGAGAAGGUGAAAAUUUAUGGUGACGGCCCUUUGCAUGUGUUCGUCAUGAUCGAAUCCACCAAUUAUUGGUGGUCGUUCGAGAAGAACACCGAAUGCAUUCUGGUGCAAGUCUCAAGGCAACGUUGGCAUGUGGUUGAUAAGAAGAUAACAAGGAGAAGGGACGUCGUUGAGCGCAUCAAACAGAAGGAAUGCGCAUCAUCGACGAUGUACGGCGUCCUGAUGUGGCUGAUCAACUCGAAACAACUCGACAAAGAAUAUGAUGUCAUUUCAAGCAACUGCCGCCAUUUCGCCAAUGAAUUAUGCUUCUCGAUCGCCUGCUUCGAGUUCGACGCGCCGCAAUUGCGAAUGAGCGCGUCGGUGUUGGACGACAUUCAAUUACGGACCAUCGAGUCCGUCAAGACGUGCUAUUUCCGGUUGACCUAUUAUCCGGCGGCAAGCGGCCAACACGAGCGACUGGCACGAUUGCACAUGUCGGCGGGCCAUCUCGAUGAGAUGUCGCAGAACAUCUACCAGUCCACCGGCGGACCAUUUCAGGAGCUCGAGUGCGGCCUUCAAGAAUCGACGCUGUCGUGUUUUUGCAAUUUCGACAACUGCAACAAUGUGGCGAAUUGGACGAUAUACGCCAAAUCGAUUGAGACGUUUUACUCGAUCUAUCCGUACGCGACGAUGAUUGGCUAUGCGUCGAAUCGGAAUUACAAUGCGACGGCCAUCGAGAUUCUCGAUUUUCUCCAACUUGCCACGAAUCGCUGGAACGUCGCCAGAACGCGCUAUUUGGAGGCGUCGAGUCGGCCGGCGGCGCGACGAAAGCGAGACGUCGAUGAUGACGUCGACGAUUCGAUGAAAAUCCCAUUUUUGAGCUUCUAUUUGCUCACGUUUACCAUUUUGAACGCGAUCACAUGCUUUUUGAUGUACAAAAUUUGCGCAAGGCUUCCGCAAUUGCAAAUUCGACGGGAUUCGACGACGGAAAACGCGAGAUAUUUGCUGCGAAAUCGAAUCGAACUCAACAAUGAAUAA
Messenger RNA from Caenorhabditis bovis, 1191 nucleotides. The record is from the annotation of a GenBank genome assembly. NCBI's taxonomy places the organism in Eukaryota, Metazoa, Nematoda, Chromadorea, Rhabditida, Rhabditidae.